AUGGGCCUUGUUCGGUACGAGUCGUGACGGUUUGACAACCGGACCAAGAGGCCCCGCUCGGAUAGACUCGGCUCUCUCAGUCGGCCUUGUUCGGACGGGCUCGGCUCUCUUCGGCGACCUCGGUCGGAUGGACUCGGAUAGGCUCGGGUCUCUCCGGCGGCCCUGUUCGGUACUGCGUUCGGUAAGGGUCGUGAGGGUUUGACAGCCGGACCAAGAGGCCCGGGAGCGCUUGGACUCGGGACGCUGGACCCGGAGCGGCGAGAGGUACCACGUGUUUGAAUGUAAACUAUGGAUGAAGAUCAGGAUGAGCCGGUUAAUAGAAGCACAGCACUGGGAAAAAUACAAAGGAAGCGGGAAAUAGUUAGCAUUUUCAGCGACGAAGAGGGAUCCAGUAGUGAAGAUGAUGAUGACAUGGAUGAGGGCGAUACAGAUGAUGAGGAUGAUGGAGAAGGUGCAGAAGAUGAUGACCUAGAGGAUGAAGAUGAUGGCGAUGAAGAGGAAGAUGAAGAGGAGGAGGAAGAUGAUGAGGCUGAUGGUGCAGCUGAAGGAGUGGACGCUGAGAAAUCUGGCGCUGCAGAGAAGUGGGCAAGUGGCUCUGACGAGGAGAGUGAGAAUUGCCCAAUCUGUCUCAAUGCUUUCCGGGAUCAGGCUAUCGGAACUCCAGAGAGCUGUGUGCAUUACUUCUGCCUUGAUUGCAUCCUCGAAUGGGCAAAGAAUGCCAAUUCAUGCCCUGUGGAUCGAAUAACUUUCAAGCACAUCUGUGUUCGUACACAUUUCGGGGGGGCAGUUUUAAAGAAGCUUCCAGUGCAGAACCCGAACCAAGACAAUGAAGAGGAGCAGGAGGACGUGACAAAUUGUGAGGUGUGUGGACGGAGUGACCGGGAAGAUAGCCUUCUCCUCUGUGAUGGUUGUGAUGCGGGGUAUCACAUGGAUUGUCUCACUCCUGCCCUUCACACUGUCCCAGUAGAAGAAUGGUUUUGUCCGGAAUGUGCUCUGAACAAUCCCAGGGCUGCUGAUGAAGAGAUCGAUGAUGAGGAGCUUGCAUUCCUCGUUGCUGAUGCACCCCAAGUGCCCACCACCUCCCGGUUACGUCCGACAGCCAGAAGGACAAGGGCCAUAGCGCGGACUCGUCAGAGUGAGCGGGUCCGAGCAAAUGUGAACAGGAGUCGGAUCACCCGUGCGCAUCAGAUCAGGGAUGUUCCACAGUACCUGAUGAAUGCAAGCUUGUUGGAUGAAACCAUCGAGAGUGUUGUUGCUGGCUUAAAUACGGCUGUCUACCACCGGCCCCUCAUCCCUCGAGUUCGAUGCACAAAGAAACGUAGAAAAAGGACAGGUAAAAAAAGGAAAAGAACUGGAACACAAAAAUCUCGCAGUAAGACCGGAACUAAGAUCAGUGAAAAGAGCAUGAGAAAACGCAGGAGAAAGGCAAGGAGAAAGAAAGGCACAAAGAGAGUGGUAAAGCCGAGUAUCACCGUGCACUCACGCAUUGCAAAGAGCCUUGGCCUGGGUAAACCUGUAAAUGGGCUCUCAUUUCCCUCUGUGUACAAGCCACUGGAACCAUCCCUGAAAGUCAUGCGGACAGACAUCGGAGCGGCUUCAUUCUCUGUGUAUGGUGACCCAAAUGACUUGGACCCAUUCGAAAGUGGUGCUGAACCUGACACUUCAAGUGUUGGGUCCCUCCUCAGCAACAAGAGAAAGGUUCUUUCCCGCUCUGCCUUGCGAUCUCAUCAGCCAGUAGCCAGGCCCAUCUCUGUAAAACUAUCCAGGAAUGGACGACUUCCAGCUGUUGGGCAGGAAGCACAAGCAGAAGCCACACCGGUACCAGAUGUGCUGGAAAGCAUCCUCGCUGGGCAGAGUGUUUUACUGAUGGAUAGCUCCAACAUUGUCAUCAAUCGGGAUGGAUCACUGAAGGCAAAAGUUGCAUCAAACCAAUCUUCACUGUUACCAUCCAGUAGCAGCAGAGCAGGCGAGACUUCCAGUGGCACUUUAUCCACCAGUGCUCAUAACUCAGGUAACUCCACAAGUGGCUCGAAAGGGGAUUGGAAAACUGUUGGCUUGACUCCUACAAAGAAAUCUUCCUCGACUGCUUUUCCAUCAACAUCUGAUUUUCCAUCGAAUCCACGGCAGCAAAUGGCUUCCAGCAACCUGCGACCUGCUUUUUCAGGGACGUUUACCCCAAUGCCUGAGAUAUCCUCUGGCCCCAGAACUGGAGAAUCUGCUUCUCUCACUGGUACACAGCAGACAGGAGCACCUGGUAAAAGUGCAGGGGACAAUCAGAAGGGAACCAGUGGCUUCACACCUUUCAGGUGGUUAAAUAGUGCCUCGAACUUGCAUAUUAAAAACAACAUGGGCACAUUGAACCGGAUCCCACCCAAACCAGCUCUUAAGAGGCUUGAUAUAUCUGAAUUCCCUAGAAUACCAAAGAUCAAGAGUCAAACCAUGCAAGGUAAUGGAAUACCUCCUAUAAACAAACUGGGGGGUGGUCACCAGAAUACUCAGGCUUCAGGGUCUACGGAGCCUGCAAAGAGUGGUGAAAGACCACUCCAGGAAAGAAUUCAGUCUUCUCUUGCUCUAGGCUCAGCCAACACCUCUGGUGUUUUUCCAGGAAGGCAUCGAGGUCAAGGCAUAGUUUCCAGCUCAUCUGCACAGAGUUGUGUAAAGUUGAUGAGUGGCGCACGGUUGCCUAGCUUGGAUCCAUAUGACCCAUUUGAACCCACAGAUGAUGAAGUUCAACACUGUGGCAAAAAGGGCAGUAAUUCGCCAUUGCCAACCAAUGUAAAAAGUGCAGAUGAUAUAUAUGAUCCUUUCGAACCCACGGGUUCUGACCCAAGUUCAUCUAAUUCCACACCUGAGAGGAGGGAAUCAAAAUGUGAAGGUGAGUCUCCAGCUUCCAGCCCUGGCAAUGUCGUGCCAGUCAGAGAGGAACCCAGAGCUGACACAGUAAGCCAUUAUUUUCAUUCUGAUGUUGCAGAGUUAUCCUAUGCUGAACAAUCUGAACCUUGUAAAAUCAAAGCAGAAGCACCAGAAGCAGAAACCCCAGCUGAGAACCCUGAUGCUUAUCAAUCUUUUGCUAUACCCUCUUUGGACUCCCACUUGGAAGCUUCUUGUGGCUCUCAGGUUCCUUCUGAGGCCAAGGAUGAGAUAUUGAGUGCAGAGUCUGGCACGAGCAAAUGGAAUAACGUGCAUAAAAGCCAAAUGCAGUGCAGCUUUUCAGUGUCUGAAGAUGGACACAGGUCUGAGCAACAGCUAGUUAACACGGACUGUGAUGGUGUUUCUUCAUGUUCACUUUCUGAUGAAGGGGCUUCGAAGGGCACUAACCAGACUGUUCCCACUGGAAUGAGAACUGAUGUAGAUAUCACUUCAGAAAAUGAGGUAAGGGACAGAGCUGAUAAAAAAGUUCACUCUCAACCAAAGGCUCGCUCGAGGUCGAGAUCAAGUUCUCACAGCCGACGUAGAAGCAAGAAUUUGGUCCGCGAGAAUCAUGGGGGCUACAGAUCAAAGUCAAGGUCAAAGGAGCGGAAAAAGGUGAGAUCACAUUCGAGAGAACGGCGGCGAUCGAAGUCCAGAUCACGAUCUCGGUCUAGCAGCUCUGAAAGGUACAGGAGACGGAAAGUGAAGCAGGAAAGGUGCAGGGAAAGGAGAGGACGUUCUAGAUCAAAAUCAAGAGAAAGAAGAUCCGGCAGCUCAUCUUCUGAUGCAUCUACGGACAGCCGCAAGAAGUGGAAGAAAAUCUCAGGCUCAAAGGACCACAAAGGUUCUUACAAGCACUCCCGAAGCAGCAGCGAGAAAGGCAAGAGAAGGCAGUAUCGACGGGAACAGAGUCGAGAACAGUAUGAUAGGCGAAGGAGGCGGUCAACCUCCUGGUCAAGGGAGAGAAGGAGGUCGAGAUCCAGAGAUAAGAGAAAGCUAUGGCCUAAAUUUAGAGAGAAGACAAAGUCGUGGUCCAGAUCUAGUUCUAGAGAAAGGAGAUCACGGUCUAGAUCCAGCUCACGGGAUAAGAGAAGGUCACGGACCAGAUCAAGUUCAAGGGAGAAACGAAGAUCUUUUAGAUAUAAGGGAAAACGAAGAUCAAGGACUCGAUCGAGAUCCAAAGAGAGAAGGAAACCGAGGGCUAGAUCGAGAACUCAUUCCCGGUCAAGGGAUCAGAGUAGAUCUAGGUCUAGAGAGAAGGGCUCACAGACAAAGUGGCAUGCCCCAGAAGUUGAAAGAAGACGGAAAUUUACUCAGGAGGAAGUAGCAUCUAAUGAGAAGGAUCAAGAGCAAAAGAGACCUUCACCCUCUGCCAGGCAUGAGUCUUCAGAGAAGAAUGCGUCAGUGCAAGAGCUUAUAAUUUCUUGUAGUGCUGAGGGCUCACAGGGUGGUAACAAUUUGUCUGUUGACCAGAAUUCUUCUCAUUCAAUAAAUGAGGAAUCUGUGACACACAGUGAUAAAGAGCAAGGAGAACCAGAGCAGAUGGAACUUCCUGAACAAAACAAAGAGUUCAUCUAUGAAAGUGAGAACUUUGGAAAAGACAAGGUGGAAAUUCCUGCUGUAGUUGAACCUGUUUGGGAAGGUUCGGACACACAGACAAGGCAAGCAGAAGCAGAAAUAAAAACUCCAAGUAUUUCCUUUGAGUCUCUCCAUGUGGGGUAUCCAGUCGCAGAUGAGAUUUCUGUUUCCCUGAUUGAUCUUUGUAAAGAAAAGAAGAGUGCACCUUUGACAGUAAAUGAAGAAGCCUUGAAGCCCGAUGAUAAACUGUUUCCCUUGCCUGUUUCAGCUACAUCAGAUCCAACAUCUUUUGCUGAAGCUGAUACUUUGAACUUUGCUAAACCAGCAAUACCUGUAGGUGGUAGACCAGUGAUACCUAUAGAAAUUAAACCUGUUAUACCUGUGGAUGUUAUACCAAUACCUGUAGACGUUAAACCAACAAUACCUGUAGAUGUUAAACCAAUUGUAUCUGUAGAUGGUAAACCAACGAUACCUGUAGAUGUUAAACCAAUUAUAUCUGUAGACGUAAAACCAUCGAUACCUGUAGAUGGUAAGCCAUCGAUAUCUGCAGAUGUUAAACCAUUUAUACCUGCAGAUGUUAAACCAUCGUUACCUGCAGAUGGUAAGCCAUCGAUACCUGCAGACAUUAAACCAUCAAUACCUGCAGACGCUAAACCAACGAUAUCUAUAGACGUUAAACCAUCGAUACCUGUAGACGUUAAACCAAUGAUACCAGUAGAUGUUAAAUCAUCGAUACCUGUAGACGUUAAACCAAUGAUACUGGUGGAUGUUAAAUCAUCGAUACCUGUAGACGUUAAACCAACCACACUGGUAGAUGCUAAACCAAUAAUACUUGUAGACGUUAUACCAACGAUGCCUGCAGAUGUUAAACCAGUUACAUGUGUUGAUGAUCAAAAAGUAUCUGUGGGCAUGAGUACAACUGAGCAUCCAAAAACCUCUGUCCCUCCCAGUACUGAGACAAUAACAGUCACCUCCUUCAAGAGUGAGCAAGUAGAGAACUUUGCGGCAGACUUGCGCUUUGAGAAGAAUGAACCGAAGCCAGAGGCAGUUUGCCCUGUUUCACACAGUGUAAUGAAGCAGGAGGAAGCACGGACUGAUACAGUUGGAAAUGAAUCAUGGGAAAAAAGGCUGGGAUUAGUGAAAACAGAGAGCAGUAAUGAGUGCGGAUUGCCGUCAACAGAACCGGUGAAAAGAAAGGCAGAGACUGAAGCAGCUUCACAAAACACUGGAGUGAAAACCAAGCCUCUUGUCAAGAGAGUAACUUGGAACUUGGAGACUGAGAAGGACGAGGCUCCCUCUGGAAGGCCUGCAAGGACUCCAAUGUCGUACAGGACACACAGAUACAACAAAGAAAGCAGCUGGAAACCUCCAGAAACAAGUCAACCAUCGAACCAAAUGCCGAUCUUUCAACCCCCUCCACCAAAUUACAUGAUUCCUCCACCUGUUUUCCCUGGUCUGUUUCCACCGCAGGCUUUCAACCAACUCAACAUGCCGCCUCCAUUCAUGCCACCAUUCCCACCACUGCACCCUCCACCCUACGCACCAGUCAGCCAGCCAGCCCCCCCGUAUAUCAUGCAGGGGAACAUCCCACUGAUCGGCUCCACUCCAGUGCCUCCGUUACUUCCACAGCCCACCUACCAGGCUGGGACGGUUCCUGCUUCAACACCAGCUCCAGAACCACACGUGUCGCAAGUGGAAGGGAACCUGGAUGCCGAUAACAAAACCAGUGAGGACAAGACUCAGAAUGAGAAUUAUAUAAAGAAAUUGCACGUGCAGGAGAGAGCUGUUGAAGAGGCAAAGUUAGCAUUAAAGCCGUAUUACCAGAAUAAGGAGAUCACCAAAGAGGAGUACAAGGAGAUCCUGCGUAAAGCGGUACAGAAGAUCUGUCACAGCAAGAGUGGUGAAAUUAACCCAGUCAAGGUCGCUAACCUGGUGAAAGGUUACGUGGAGAAAUACAAACACAUUCGAAAGUACAAGAAGGGGGCAGAUGGAGAGCCCAGUAAAGAGACAGAUGCAAAGGCCGAGGAAAGCUGAAGGCAGCGAAAUCUGCUUGGACAGACGGUUCAUUGUGCAGUGUCUUUCCUGUAAACGUGGAGGAUGCUAACGGUAACUCCAACCAACCACAGUGCCAUUGGCUGCAGCACCCAGACACUUUAUACUUAAUGGUAUUGUCAGUCAAUGUGUAACCGCUCCUGAGAGAGAGGAAAUAAUCGGCCAGGAGAGCAGCUAGAACCUUCCUGCCUGCUUGGUUUUCUUGUACAAUAGAACAAAGUUUCACACACUGUGAUGAUCUUCCCAUGAAUCUGGUUUGUAGACAUUGCCUUUAGCAUAACGUUCCUUUGACUUUAAAUGGAUUGAAUACUUGAAAAGCUGUAUAGUCAGUCUGAUUUUGCCUGUGAAAGGUGAAAGUCUAAAUAACUCGAGUUUAUAAAACAUCAAUCCCUUUUCAAACAGUCUCUUCAUUCCUGGGUAAACCGUAACAUACUUUGGCUUCUCAAAAUCUGCUCUAAACUGCUUGUCAUAAAUCAUAAUUUAAAAGCCAUAAUUGCAUCUUUUAAUGCUGUAAAUAAUAUUUGAAAUUCAUUUGUUAGAGAAUUGGAGUGCUUUCUUUACCCAGUAUGAACAGUUCUGGGUUUGUGAUUAUAAAAAUGCAGUGUAAAUGGU
Molecule: messenger RNA, 7152 nt
Organism: Hypanus sabinus (Atlantic stingray)
Lineage: Eukaryota; Metazoa; Chordata; Chondrichthyes; Myliobatiformes; Dasyatidae
Gene: phrf1
Product: PHD and ring finger domains 1
Exons: 18
Coding region: 289-6522 (2077 amino acids)
Source: RefSeq, a predicted model, not a curated record